GUGUGUGUGUGUGUGUGUGUGUCUGUAGUGUGUAUGUCUAAUAAUGCAGAGCGAGGAGCGCAGGAAGAAGAAAGCCAGUGUAAGCCCCAGAGGUGUGUCGGAGGAGUACAGCCUGCGAGAGCGACCCAAAGACGAAAACCCAACCAAGAUGAAGAAUAAAGUGUCCACUUCACAAGUGAGCGGUAAAAAGAAGCUGUUUUCCUGGGAUCAGUAUCUGGAGGAGAAGCAAGCUGAAGCCGCACCACUGACACUCUUCACUGAGUUUCAGGGAUUUCCCGAAACCAGGAAUGGCUUUAAGGUGGGCAUGAGGCUGGAGGGAGGAAUGAGACAUCAAAUGGAAGGACCUGUCGUCGUAACAGACAACGCGUCAAACAUGACCAUGGCAGCACAGCUGGCCGGCAUGUUGCGUGUAAAAUGCUUCGUGCAUGCCAUCAGUUUACCUGUGUGCGACCAGUUUUCACAGCAAAAUGUUCACAAUGCUGUCUGUCGCACUGUCAGUUACUAA
Messenger RNA from Danio rerio (zebrafish), 505 nucleotides. The record is from RefSeq and is a predicted model, not a curated record. Lineage: Eukaryota; Metazoa; Chordata; Actinopteri; Cypriniformes; Danionidae.